GCAAGACGUGAGGCUAGAACCCCGAGCGUGGUCGGUUGGAGCAAAUAUGUCUGCCCGGAGGCACAUUGGGAAUCCUGAGUAUCUGACCAGACGGAUACCGCAGAACCCAAGGUAUCAACAUGUCAAGUCAAGACUGGAUACUGGAAACAGCAUGACCAAAUACAUUGAGAAGCUAGAAGAGAUUAAAAAAAAUUAUAGAUACAAAAAAGAUGAACUUUUCAAGAGAAUAAAAGUUACCACUUUUGCCCAGCUGGUCAUUCAAGUUGCUUCCCUGUCAGAUCAAACACUGGAAGUGACAGCUGAGGAGAUCCAAAGACUCGAAGACAGUGAUUCUGCAACGUCAGAGGCUGACGCUGACAUUGCUGCCAAGACCAAUGGGAAAGGAAGCCCUGAGGAACAGUCGCCCAGCCCUGUCCAGUUCAUCAACAGCACGGGAGCAGGGGACGCCAGCCGCUCCACCCUGCAGAGCGUCAUCAGUGGCGUUGGGGAACUGGAUGUAGACAAAGGGCUCGUAAAGAAAGAAGAGCCCAGUGGCAAAGACAGGCCUUAUCCGGACUGUCCCUUCCUGCUGCUAGAUGUGCGUGACAGAGAUUCUUAUCAGCAGUGUCACAUUGUCGGGGCCUACAGUUACCCCAUUGCAACUCUAUCCAGGACAAUGAACCCCUAUUCAAACGAUAUUCUUGAGUACAAAAAUGCUCACGGCAAGAUCAUCAUCUUGUACGAUGACGACGAGAGGCUAGCCAGCCAGGCAGCCACCACCAUGUGCGAGCGCGGGUUUGAAAACCUCUUCAUGCUUUCCGGGGGUCUGAAAGUCUUAGCUCAGAAGUUUCCGGAAGGACUGGUCACUGGUUCCCUGCCAGCCUCUUGCCAACAGGCCCUUCCUUUUGGUUCUGUCCGGAAACGACCUGGCCCCAAAAUGCCAGCCCUGCCAGCUGAAAACAAGUGGAGAUUUACCCCAGAAGACUUAAAAAAGAUAGAAUGUUACCUGGAAGCGGACCAGGGACCAGCCAACAACCCUAGCCGACUGAACAAGAAUAACUCUGCUGGAAGAGACUUGAAGGUGCCUGCUGGCCAGGGUGGCCAAAACCUGCCCACCGGCUGUCCUACCAGCCACUCGAACUCCCGAACACUCAACAGUGGUCACCUGCAAGGCAAACCCUGGAAGUGAAGGCCUGUGUUGUUUAGUCAAAUAAAUGUCCCCUCCUUUUGGAACCCCCAGCACUCCCAACUUGGUCCUUUUCAGAACUGCUGUAGGGAAACAGCCAUGCUACUCGGGCUGGACCAGGCCCACUUCUCGCUGUCUUAGCUCCCUUCCCUUCAUUCAGGAAGGAUUUUGACAGCUGACCAGGAAAGCCAGAGGUUGACAGGCAGGCUCUAGUUGCUCUCCCUAUUGUUUACACAAGAUUCAUGUCUUUUGAAACUGAAUAGGAAAAAAGAAAGAUACUUUCUUUUAAAUAAGGUCCAGCCUGUUUGGUCUGUAACCAGUGUUGUUCUGUAAAUAAUUCAGUCACAUCUGCUGCUGUGUUCUUCCCAGCCAGCUUUUUUCAUUCACUGUUGAUUUCUGAAAAAUUCUCCAGGUGGGCCUGGCCUUGGCCACUGUCCCCAGGGGCGCAGAUGAGUUCUUGGUUCCUGCAGCCCACAGGCCCCACACUGGGCCAGGUGGCUGGCUGAGUCUUAGCUCUCUAUGUGCUGGCGCUGCAGGCUCUACGUGCUGCAGGCUCUACGUGCUGCAGGCUCUACGUGCUGCAGGCUCUAUGUGUUGCAGGCUCUACGUGCCGCAGGCUCUGCUGGGCACUUGAAGCUGAGGGGUGAUCUGUGAGCAUGGGUCCAUCUUACUGGUUUAGCAGAAAAACUCUCUGCAAAAUGAUCCCCUCCUUAAAUGGUUUCCCGGGACCAGAAAGCUGUGUGCUCAGCUGUCCUCACCGGAAGACCCCAGUAUUCUACAGGUCUAUGCUGAGAACCCUGCCCGGGAGGCUGCUGCAGCUGUCCCCUUCAUUAUGAGCCUUAUAUCAAUUAAAAUUUCCCAUUGCCUGAUUUGAGUCCCGCUAUAGUAGAUGGAUAGAAAUCACGGUCAUUUGAAAGCGUCAGCUUCACUUUGACAAGGGGACACACAGGUGAGGAGGACUCGUGAGUCCUUUGUCAGGGCUGACAACCCCUUAAGCCCUUGCUUAAAAAUACAGUAUUAGUCUAAUUGAGUAAUUAGUGCAAUUUCCUGCUUGCUUUUCAUUCUCACGACUGAGCUGUGAUUAGAAGGCUGUGAUUAUAGAUUCUGGUUUUGGCCGGAAUUUCGAAUCGGCAUUAAUUGAAUUGCUAGAUGACUGACAUCCAUUCUAUUUAAUUGGGGGAACAAAAGACCUCAGGUAAGGAUGAGGCCCAUGAAGUCAUAGGCAAGGACGAGCCUUGUUCAUUUUUAUGGUCUGUGAUCGUAGCUCUGAUAAGGGACUGAAAAAUAAAUUGUGCUCUUUGUCAUGGCAACCAGCUUCUGAAAAGCCAGCUGAAAAUUGCCUAUCCUUAGGUGGUUACUGCUGGUGGGUAAGAUUUGCCUUAGCAGUACGAUUUCUUCACCACUUUAAAAAAAUAAAAAUAAAAAAGGAAAAGGCCCACAGUAUUUCUAGCACUGAGGCUGUGUUUGUAAGAGAAAUAAACGUAAUAAAUAUCUCAUGGAGACAUAUGGAAAAAUAACUCCGUCAACCCAGCCCUGGUUCAGAAUGUGUUUAUUCUUCUCUCCUUGAUUUCCAAAGUGCAACAUUUUCCAAUGCUUUAGAAAUCAAACAAACCAGGGACAUUGUUCAGAUGUCAAGCCGUGCCCAAAUUUCCACAAGAUUCGAGAAUCGUGUAUAAAAUUCAGCCAACGUACACAUAGCUUUAAUGAGGAGCCUGUCGUGUUUCCCCAUAGAUUUAUUGCCUGAGAACUUAGUUCAGCCUUUUUCUAAUGCCAAAAUGCACUGGCUUUUUAUUUUCUUUACAGCAUAGAUAGAAAAAUGCAAAUUUUUCCACACUCAGCUUUCCCCUAGCAUGGAGAAGAUUUUCAGUCAUCUUUGACAUAUAUACAUUUUUAAGGAAAAUGCUUUUCCUCAGUAAGAAAGUUCUGGUUUGCCGGUUUAACAUCAGCUAGUCAGGAGGUAGACCUCUUCACCCAAUUUUAUUUCGAAAGUCUCUAUCGGUUCCUGUUCUGCAUUCCUGCACUGGGUGUUAGUGUUAGAAAUGAUUGUAUAUACGUCGCAGAGUCUGUUCCAGCGAAGCUGUUAGAGUCGCUGUGUACUGGUGUGGUCUAGCAGGCUGAAUCUAUUUCCAUGUGUUUCUCCAUAGCUCUUUGCCCCGUUGGCAAGGAUUUCAAACUUCCAAGAGAGCUGGUCCCCCUCUGCACUCAGUGUUACUCUCCGACGCUGUUGCUUCUCAGCACUGGGCUUUACCAGUUUCUUCCUUAGAUUGUUUCACAUGUAUUAUUUAAAUGAUCAGUGAUACUUUGUGCAAUUAUGAAUGUUGAAGAUUAAAGAACGUAGUUACUAA
Rattus rattus (black rat) is the source of this 3510-nucleotide messenger RNA. RefSeq names its product centrosomal protein 41 (gene Cep41). Gene Ontology annotation, cellular component: ciliary basal body. Bases 47 to 1168 code for a protein of 373 amino acids. Lineage: Eukaryota; Metazoa; Chordata; Mammalia; Rodentia; Muridae. Gene Ontology annotation, biological process: protein polyglutamylation; cilium assembly. The transcript has 11 exons. The record is from RefSeq and is a predicted model, not a curated record.